AUGAGGGGUCCACGCCCUAACCAGCCUAUCUGUAUUGGGGAAGAAGUUAAAAUUGGUGUCCAGUUAUCAGUAGAGAGGUUCAGAUUGGACCCAGAUCAGAAAGAAUUGGAAUUCCCCUACUCUUUGACGGCCACAGAAAGAGCCUACAUUCACAGACUUUGUGAGAAUUAUAACUUGAAAUCUAAAAGUCAUGGGAAGAAAUCUAAUCGAUGUAUCACUAUUUAUAAAAAAGGAAAUUCAACGUCUGGGCAAUCGUUUACCUUUCAAUUGGCUAGAAACUCCCAACAUCAAAUAUUGAAUCUACUUCAACGUUUUCCUCUCACUAAUAAAGAAAUUCAAGAACUACAGCCCAAAACUCAGAAGUCACUUUUUAAUGAAGUUUCACGAGAUAUGAAUUUUAAAACGACAACAGGGCGUCUGAACAACGGUGUACCACAAGUGCCAUGUAAGAGAGGUAACUCUGAUUUGAAUAGUUUUCGCGAGUCGUUACCGAUACAAGUUUACAGUAGAGAUAUUGUAUCAGCCAUCAAUAAUAAUCAAAUUGUAUUGGUAUCCAGUGAAACAGGCUCUGGCAAAACCACUCAGGUGCCCCAGAUGAUUUUAGAUGAUUGUUACACCAAUAAUAAACCUUGUAGAAUAUUGUGUACCCAGCCCCGUCGUAUUGCCGCUUUAACCAUCGCGGAGAGAGUAGCCAAUGAAAGGGGAGAGAAAAUAGGUCAAACUGUUGGCUAUCAAAUUAGACUGGAAAGCAAAGUAUCACCAAAGACGUUACUAACAUUUUGUACGAAUGGUGUUUUAUUACGAACAUUAAUGGGAGGCGACUCAUCUCUGGCUUCUGUUACCCAUGUGAUUAUAGACGAGGUCCACGAACGAGAUAGAUUCAGUGAUUUUUUAUUGAUCGUGUUACGUGACGGCCUGGUCAAGUUUAAAAACCUACGAUUGAUUCUAAUGAGUGCUACUAUUAAUAUAGAUCUAUUUGUCAACUAUUUUGGACACUGUCCUAUAGCUAGCAUCCCUGGUAAUUUAUUUAAUGUAGAAGAGUUUUUCCUAGAAGAUGUUUUAAAAUGGACUGAGUAUUCUAACAGGCUGAUGAAAAAAUUUAAAAGUGAACAAGGAAAAGUAAAGAAACAACAAGAACAGUUAUCAGAAUGGUGUGAACAGAGUGUUAUAGAAACAACAACUACCUCUUCAGCAGAAACACAGCCAUCCAGUGACAUGGUUAAUACAGAUACAGAUAAUACAGAUAGUGCUGUCCAAAGUACAGGUAGUGCUGUCCAAAGUACAGUUAGUGCUGUCCACAAAUUAGAGGAGAAUUUAAAACAUGAAAUGGACAGAUUGCUGAGUGAAAUAUGGUUGACUGGAAAGGAAGAAUUAUUUUCUCAAGUUUUUCAUCUUAUACUCAGUGAGAAUGUCAGUGUUGAUUAUAAACACAGUGAAACGAGUGUAACUUCGUUAAUGAUAGCGUGUGGUCGUGGGUUUAAUGAAAUCGUUGAGAAAUUACUCAGUCUGGGUGCCAGUGUAAAUAUCAAGGCCUCCAAUGAUUGGACUGCAAUAGACUGGUGUCAGAAAUUCAACCAGAUUGAUAUAAAAGAUAUGCUGGAGGCUCAAUUAUAUAUGGAGAAAUCUAAUGGCGAGGACAAACUCCUGAACUCUGGUCAAAUUAUUUUAUCAGCAGAAGAUCAAGAAUUACUAUCAGCCUACCAACAUAGCUUCGAUGAUGAAAGAGUAGACGUCAAUUUAUUAUUUAGCUUGAUUUAUAAAAUACACACCACUCAGUCUGAUGCGAUACUGGUAUUUCUGCCAGGUUAUGAUGAUAUUGUUGCCAUUAGAGACAAGAUAGCAGAAGAUAAAAACUUUGAACAAACACGGUACGGAUAUGUGGUAUAUGUCCUACAUUCUGCGAUACAGUCAUCAGACCAGAAACGAGUCUUUAGAUAUACUCCCUCUGGUGUCAGAAAAAUUAUAUUAUCAACGAAUAUAGCUGAAACUAGUAUAACUAUUAAUGAUGUUGUUUUUGUGGUAGAUUGUGGUAAAGUGAAAGAGAAAACAUUUGAUGCCCUAUCUGGAUUAACUAUGUUAAAAAGUAACUGGAUAUCUAGAGCUAGUUCUCAACAGAGAAAAGGAAGAGCUGGUAGAUGUCAAGCAGGAAAAUGUUAUCAUCUAUUCAGUCGAAUACGAUACAGUAGCAUGAUGGAAUAUCAGCAACCAGAGAUAUUACGCUAUCCAUUACAGGAGUUGUGUUUAGAUACGAAGUUACUAGCACCAGUUAAUACCACAAUAGCUGAUUUCCUCUCCAAGGCACCUGACGCUCCUGGUCUCCUUGUUGUUAAAAACUCAGUCAAUAUUCUUAAGCAAAUAGAUGCCCUAGAUCCUUUUGAAGAUUUAACAGAGUUGGGUCAUCAUCUAACAGACCUGCCUAUAGAACCUAGACUAGGAAAGAUGGUACUUUAUUCUGUUGUGUUGAAAUGUCUAGACCCUAUUUUAACUAUAGUCUGUUCUAUAGCUCACAAAGAUCCCUUUGUGUUGCCAACCCAAGCGCAUGAAAAACGUGCCAGUGCCCUGUCUAGACGUAAAUUUGCUGCUGAUACCUACAGUGAUCAUAUGGCUCUACUCAGAGCUUUUCAGGCGUGGCAGAAAGCGAGAACUGAAGGUUGGGAACGAGGAUUUUGUGAGAAGAAUUAUUUAUCAUCAGCCUGUAUGGAGAUGAUUGUUGGAAUGAGAACCCAAUUAUUAGGUCAACUACGAGCGUCAGGAUUCGUCCGAGCCCGAGGUGGAGGUGAUAUACGCGAUUUAAACACUAACUCUGAAAACUGGGCUAUCGUCAAGGCUGCCCUGUGUGCUGGAAUGUACCCUAAUUUGGUCAAGGUCAAUAGGUCAAAGAAAUGUUUAAUGACACAGAAACAUGCUGAUGUACAGUUUCACAUGUCGUCUGUUUUGAGUGCCCCACCUUCAGCAUCUUUGAGUCGUAAAGGACGUAAAGAAUUAAUCACAACACUGCCUUCUGAUUGGUUAAUAUUUGAAGAAAUGACGAGGUUCCAGAAAUUAGCGUGUGUACGAUGUUGUACUCUAGUUUCACCGAUGGCCGUCGCGUUAUUUGCUGGGUCUGCUAAAUUACCAGAUAAUGCUGUACAAGAAUCUGAGGGCUUCGAUGAAGUAGAAUCGCCCCACCCCCACCUUACUGAUGACGAGAGUAGUGAGAGUGAGGGAGAAGAUAAGGAAGAUAUGAAGAAAUCUAGUUUUAGUAUUGACGAGUGGAUUUCAUUCAGAAUUGAUAAAGAUGCCUGUCAACUUGUCUAUGAGUUACGCCAGAAAUGGAAUAAUUUAUUUUUACGUCGAAUGAGAGCACCUGCUAAACCUUGGUCACAGAUGGAUGAGUCUAUAAUUCGAGCUGUUAUCAAUGUAUUAACAAAUGAAGAACAAUCUAUAGGAUUACAACAACCAGCUGGAAUCGGACAGAGACCGAGGCCCAUGUACCUAUUUACUUGUAUUGUAGCCACAGAGACUAUGAUGUCUGGCAGCCAUCGUGGAGGAUAUCACCAUGACGACUAUGAUAGUAACUAUGGUAAUAGACGUGUGUCUGGUAAAACACCAACUAAUACUCCCCCUCGUAGAAACCAAAACUUCAAGAGUCCAUCAUCUAAAUCAUUAGAGGGCAGUGAGGGUAGUUCAGGUACAAAUAGUCAACGAGGCAGCACCAAUAAUACACCAUGUUCCAGUCCACAACUAGCUACCACUCCCUGUACUGGUAAAUGGAUUGAACCUAAAGAUAGAUCUACAGAGGCUAGAUAUUUUAUAAUGAAGUGUCGAAACCAGAAAUUAUUAGAUAUCUGUAUCAAUAAAGGAAUAUGGGCCACCAAUAGAUAUACUAGUGAACUUCUUAAUAUACUUUAUAAGGAAGUAAAGAAUAUUUAUCUGAUCUUCUCUCUAACUGGCAGUAAAAACUUCCAUGGUUACGCUCGAAUGACUUCUGAAGUCAGUAAAGAGAAAUCUAAGGAAUUCUACUCCAUAGGAACUGGUAACUUCUCUAUAGAAUGGAUCAAAAAGGGUAACAUCAAUUUCCAGAGUAUCCAGGGUUUGAAUAAUGCAUUCAAUGAUGGUCAGAGAGUACAGGACAGUGGAGAUGGACAGGAAUUGGACCCAAAAGUGGCCGAAGCUUUGCUGAAAUUAUGGGACCAGAAGCCCAAGUCGUCCAGACCAAAAUCUGCAUCAUCAAGUGGAGAGAAAUCUUCCGAGAAUUUGUCUGGAUCUUCAUCACGCUCAUACUCAUCAGUGUCUCCUAGUUACACAUCUAGUCACCAUAGCAACACUAAUAACAGUAAUUACUAUCACCAUAACAACCAUCAAGGUCAUGGACGUAUGAAUAUGUAUCAGCAAGGCGGAGUGAAUUAUUCGGGAUACAAUAUGUAUGGAAAUCCAGGAGGGGUAAUGAUGCCGUCUGCCAAUGUCUCGCCUCGCCCUGGAAUGUCACCAGUAAUGAUUUUACAGAGAGGUUCACCGCAAGGUCAAGGUCAUCCAAAUUUUUCUCAUCACCGUGGUUACAGCUCAGGAUAUCAUCAUGGAAACCAUAAAUAA
Lottia gigantea (owl limpet) is the source of this 4572-nucleotide messenger RNA. RefSeq lists its product as hypothetical. Gene Ontology annotation, molecular function: RNA binding; ATP binding; protein binding. The record is from RefSeq and is a predicted model, not a curated record. The transcript is spliced from 31 exons. Gene Ontology annotation, cellular component: intracellular anatomical structure. Lineage: Eukaryota; Metazoa; Mollusca; Gastropoda; Lottiidae. Bases 1 to 4572 code for a protein of 1523 amino acids.